Molecule: messenger RNA, 1008 nt
Organism: Medioppia subpectinata
Lineage: Eukaryota; Metazoa; Arthropoda; Arachnida; Sarcoptiformes; Oppiidae
Source: the annotation of a GenBank genome assembly
UCUGAGAUCGGCACUCACGACAAGUGGACAAUUGUUAACCACUUAUCGGCCGUCGAGUAUCUAAACUAUGAAGACUCGAAGUUCUCGAAGAGUAGAGGCGUCGGUGUAUUCGGUGACAACGCGAGGGACACUGGAAUACCGUCCGAUAUCUGGCGCUUCUAUUUGCUGUAUAUUAGGCCCGAAUCACAGGACACGACAUUCAGUUGGACUGAUUUGAUGAACAAAAACAACUCAGAAUUGUUGAACAAUUUGGGAAACUUUAUCAAUAGAGCGCUUGUCUUCAUUAACAAUAACUUCGAUUCAACGAUUCCUGAAAUGACAUUCCAGUCGUCGGAUAAGACACUGUUGGCCAGAAUUAACAGAGAAUUAGUGCAUUACUUUGAUUUGAUGGACAAAAUCAAACUCAGAGAUGGUAUUCGACACAUACUAAACAUUAGUAGAAUUGGUAAUCAAUACAUUCAGGCAGCGAAACCCUGGGAACUCAUCAAAAAGGGACCCCAAGAGAAAGCUCGUGCGGCCACUAUAAUGGGUUUGGCAGCGAAUGUAUCGGCUCUCCUAUCAGUGCUGAUCACACCCUAUAUGCCCAACACUUCGGCUGUCAUUCAAAACCAAUUGAAUGUCAAAAUUAAUUUAUUACCGAAAGAUAAUAGAUUUCACUGUAUUCUGAAGUCCGGGCAUAAAAUAUCAAAGGCUGAGCCACUGUUCAAGAAGUUGGAGGCGAAGGAAAUCGAGUCAUUGAAAGAGCGUUUCAAAGGCAAACAGGAGAAGACAGCGGAGACCAACGGUACCCCCGAAGCGGAUCCCUUUGAAGGUCUGACCAGUGAUGAGCUGAACGCGUGUCUCACAACACAAGCCGAUAAAGUGAGACAAUUGAAGAGUCAAAAGGAACCGAAACCAGUGAUCGAGAAAGAAGUGAAAAUUCUAUUGGAUCUGAAGAAACGGUUGAGUUUACUCUCUGGGAAUAUACCGCAGAAUAAUCUAACAAAUAGUAAGAUUAAGAAGAAAUAA